AUGGAUUACGCGCACCACAAUCACAGUUCUGAGCAAUCCAGGCGAAAAAGACGGAAUGUCCUGCGCCGACGCAUGCGAAACAGAGUUCCUAUCUCUGCCCGUCUUUCUUUGGAUCAUCAGCUGCGGGGAAAUAUCGGCGUUGUCUCCGAUGAUCUGGUCGGCGACCUCUUCAGCAAGGACAAUCAAGAUGAUCUAGGGAUCUAUUAUGUGGCAAUUUCACCGUAUCUCCCAGGUUGCACCUCGAUGGAGGACCUGUCUUGGACCAUCAUUCCCGUGCGACCGCAGUCUAAGGAUCGCUCUUAUCAAUCGCCAAUUCCGCACUCCACUGUCCUUUUCCCCGACUCCGCCCUCUCCUUACAACCAUUCUUGGAGAAACUGAGCAAAUUAGAUCCCACUCGCCAUGCACUUCAGUCACAGCGUGCGAUUGAGAUACGGGUGUUGGAUGCCGUGCCUUUACCUCUGGAUACAGUCUUUGUGACGGUGGACCGGAACCUUCUUCGCAAUCAUGAUGAUGUGCAGACCAAAUUUGGUGGGGGCUUCAGUUCAAAUAAUGCCACAUCCAAUGGUGGGUGGGCCAAGGGUGGGAAGGCGAUCGAAGUCAGAAAAUAUACAAAGAAGGCGGCAGCGGAAGAUGAAGAGAGACUCACAGCGGCCGUGCGCGAGGCUCUGGGAGUGGUCAAGGUACUGCACACAGGUGACGUGCUGCCGCUUCCAUUACCACCGCACCCCAUUACCUAUGCUCCAUCACCACCUGCUCGUAUUGUGCUUUGCGAACCGGUCUCCCAGGGCUUACUCAUGCCCGCAACUAAAGUGGUCCUGAUUCAUGCGCGGCCUCAUGGCCACCGGAUGCAGAGAAGCCUACGAUCAGGUACUGGUCUUCUCAAACAAGUGGCGGAAGAUGAAGCCGAUGAUACCUCCAACGAGCAGUUUUACUCUGCGGCCGAAGACAGACCGAUCGAGAGCAGCACCGAGGUGGAAGGUAGCACUACUGCCGACGAGUCAGAAACGGAUGCAUCGGCGGGUAACAUGAGUGACACAUCUGACGAUUCUCUGGAGGACAUGAUUUCGCUGACCGCUCCGGAGCUUCCCCAGCCGGCAUCGGGCGUGAUGUCUGCCAUGACUGCUGCUACGCCACGUGCCGGAGGGCGUCGGCCGGAUGGUACUCAUACUCCUGGAUCGGUCGCAUCGAACUUCACUUCUGCUACCAUGCGACCCGGUCGGGCUGGCGGUGGCAAAGUCUUCAAGGCGGAAGGUCUCCUGCGUGAGGUACCUAGCGAUCUUUUGCAUCCUCGGCCGCGGGAAGACGAUGACGCUGAGUCCUUCAUCUUCGUGGAUAUCGGAACGCUCGCAAAGAUAGGCUGUUUCUCAGGUGAUUGGGUAAGGAUUGAGACUACGGAUGAGCCCCAGCACAAUCCUUUCGCCUCAAUCAAACUCGGGAGCUUCAGUGACCGCGAGGAGGACACGGGCGACUGGCGCGCGGUCAAAAUUUAUGGCCUGCCGGGCUUACAGGCUCCCAAGCCUAGAUACUCGAUUAACCAAACGGGAAACAGGCGCUCCAGUGUCUCUCAACUUCCUGCUGGGCGCAUGACCUCAGUUUUCGCUUCACCAUUGCUUCUGAACAAUCUCGACAACCCGAAGUAUCUACGCAUCUCUCCAAUGACUUACGCUUCCUUAAAUGGCGCGAAGCCCAACCUCCUCCACCAGGUGAAAUCCAGCUCGGCUCGGAGUCCGCCUUUGGCUAAGGAGGUUACACUGCUCAAAGUUUCAACUCCUUUGUCCAUGGACCGUGUCCUUCAGCCCGCUCUAUUCGCUGGUCUCAAACAAUACUUUGAGUCUCGGCGACGACUUGUGAAAGAUGGGGACCUUGUGGGUAUUAGCAUCGACGAAGGUCUCGGUAGAGCCGUCUUCCAAGGGGCUGCGACCAGCGACAGUAGCGCUCAAGAUGACGACCUGACUACGAGACUAGGACAGCUUUCCCACUUCAAUGAAGGCUCUAAAAAGGUUGGAGUUGCAUGGUUUCGUGUUGGCCAGGUCGUCCCGAGUAUACCGGAUGACCAGGAUGAGGCGGGCGACAAUCACUGGGGAGGAGUGGCCAUUAUUGACACCGCCACAACCCGAAUGGUACAAGCUGGUAGCGAUAUAAGCAGAGUUCCAGGGACGACAGACAAUGGCUGGGAAUAUUGGCUUGGGGUUAAAGCUGUACCCAGGGCCAUCACUCAAGGGCAAACGAGUCAUGGCCUGGUGAUUGACGUGCCGCAGUCAUUCAUCUCGCCUUUGCAGCAGCGCCUCCGAGAACUUAUUUCCGUUGCUACUAGUCCUCGUGCAAUCCAGCUUGGUAUGAAGCCGGUCGUCAUCCUCCUGAGAUCCCAACAGCGACACAUCGGCAAGGCCACUGUUGCAACCCGUGCGUGUGCUGAUAUUGGCCUUCAUACAUUCCCAAUUGAUGCAUAUGACAUUCUUACGGAAGGGGGCGCUAAUGGUGGUGAUGUCAAGACUGAAGCAUACUUGAAAGCAAGAGCCGAACGCGCCUUCCAUUGCGGACCGGACUGUACUGCUCUGCUUAUCAAACACAUUGAAGUUUUGACCGCAGAUCGCAUCGUGUCCGCCAUGACUGAAAUUGUGGCUGAUGCUCGGGUUGUGGUCGCCACUACGACGGACGUUGAACAAAUACCUGAGGGCCUUCGAAGUAUGUUCACCCAUGAAUUCGAGAUGUCUGCCCCAGAGGAGAAGGAACGCGAAGGCAUCCUUCGCAACGCUGUCUCCGAACGUGGUAUUCGACUCUCGCCUGAUGUUGACUUGGGAUCGGUGGCGCUGAAGACUGCUGCUCUGGUCGCUGGUGAUUUGGUUGACGUCGUUGAACGUGCUUCGGCUGCCAGAACCGCACGCCUGGAGCGACUGGCAGAAACGUCGAGCAAACAGUCGAACCAGAAGAUAACAAUUCAAGAUAUUUUUAUCUCUGGCGGCGACGCAGCACGAGGCGUCACAAAGCUUGAUUUCGAUGCUGCUGUGGAUGCUGCAAGGAAAAACUUUGCAGAUUCAAUUGGAGCCCCGAAAAUCCCGAAUGUCAGCUGGGAGGACGUCGGUGGCUUGUCUAAUGUCAAGGAGGCGCUUGUGGAGACCAUCCAGCUGCCUCUUGAACGGCCUGAAUUGUUCGCCAAGGGCAUGAAGAAACGCAGCGGUAUACUUUUCUAUGGACCACCUGGUACUGGAAAGACGCUUCUGGCGAAAGCCAUUGCUACCGAAUUCUCGUUGAACUUCUUCUCCGUCAAAGGUCCUGAGCUGCUGAAUAUGUACAUCGGUGAAUCUGAAGCCAAUGUACGACGUGUUUUUCAACGCGCCCGGGAUGCACGUCCCUGUGUUGUCUUCUUUGACGAACUGGACUCCGUGGCCCCCAAGAGAGGCAACCAAGGUGACAGUGGUGGCGUGAUGGAUCGCAUUGUGAGUCAACUUCUGGCUGAGUUGGACGGAAUGAACGGUGGCGAAGAAAACAGUGGUGGAGUUUUUGUCAUUGGCGCGACCAACCGGCCUGAUCUACUGGAUACGGCGCUUCUACGGCCAGGUCGCUUUGAUAAGAUGCUUUAUCUUGGUGUCUCAGACACACACGAGAAGCAGAGGACAAUUUUGGAGGCGCUAACUCGAAAAUUUGUCCUUUCUCCGAAUCUUUCCCUGGCCCGUGUUGCGGAUCGGCUCCCUCUCACUUACACAGGCGCCGACUUGUACGCCUUGUGUUCGGACUCAAUGCUGAAAGCUAUUACGCGCAAGGCGACGGCGGUGGACGAGAAGAUUAGGAACCUCCCAGGCGAGCCUGUCAGCACAGCAUACUUUUUCGACCACCUUGCUACACCAGAAGAUGUGGCGGUGGUGGUCACAGAAGACGACUUCCAGGAGGCCCAAGACGAGCUUGUUCCCAGUGUUAGUGCCAAGGAGCUUGAACAUUUCGAGAGGAUUCGACAGACCUUCGAAUCCGUCGACAAGCAGAAGCAGGAGUCGGUGAACGGGGCAUCAGGGCCAGCGCAGACAAUUCAAGAUGCCCUGCAUGCGCUGAACCUUGGUGGGCAACUGGAGUUCAGCAUGGGCGAGACCAUCACCAACGGAGAUCCUUCGUCCGCCUCAGUCAACAAAGAAAAGGGUAAGCAGGUUCAGUCUAUGAUUCGAACUGCGAGUGGCCAUUCAACCGGUAGCAAGGGCAAGGGAAAGAGUCCAGCGGGGCCCGGUGGAAAAUCCAAGAACAAGACUGUUAACAUCCCUAUCGGCGACUCCGAUUCUUCCCUUGACGGUCCCACAUCUGGGCUGCGAGCGGAUCGAAGAGAUUCGCGCGGAUACGACGAUGUUAGGGAGGAUGAAGAGGACCAUGUGGAAGACGGCAUCGCUCAAAGCGGCGAUGAGGACGACUACAUUGUGCGAACCGACCAUCUUGCUCCGACCGCUGGAUUAGGGGCCUGA
Molecule: messenger RNA, 4443 nt
Organism: Aspergillus saccharolyticus JOP 1030-1
Lineage: Eukaryota; Fungi; Ascomycota; Eurotiomycetes; Eurotiales; Aspergillaceae
Gene: pex6
Product: AAA family ATPase peroxin 6
Exons: 3
Coding region: 1-4443 (1480 amino acids)
Biological process (GO): protein import into peroxisome matrix
Cellular component (GO): peroxisomal membrane; cytosol
Molecular function (GO): ATP binding; ATP hydrolysis activity
Source: RefSeq, a predicted model, not a curated record